This is a messenger RNA of Mercenaria mercenaria, 6490 nucleotides long. RefSeq names its product Parkinson disease protein 7 homolog. Gene Ontology annotation, biological process: protein deglycation, glyoxal removal; guanine deglycation, glyoxal removal. Gene Ontology annotation, molecular function: protein deglycase activity. NCBI's taxonomy places the organism in Eukaryota, Metazoa, Mollusca, Bivalvia, Venerida, Veneridae. The transcript has 5 exons. The record is from RefSeq and is a predicted model, not a curated record. The coding region runs from base 4 to 639 and encodes 211 amino acids. Gene Ontology annotation, cellular component: cytosol; nucleus.
UUCAUGCGGUCUGCGAUUUUUACUGUCGUCUUAAAACAAUUAAAUAGACACAGUUUUAAGCAGUUCCACGCACAGAAUUCAGUCAUGCCGACAGCUUUGGUCAUAUUGUCUGAAGGGGCGGAGGAAAUGGAAACUGUCAUCACCGUGGACGUCCUUAGAAGAGGAGGGAUUACAGUAACCCUUGCUGGCUUGACAGGUGCAGAUAAAGUGGUGUGUAGCCGUAAAGUUGAGAUUGUCCCAGAUGCAGCUCUUAGUGAUGCUGUUGCUAAAGGGCAAUAUGAUGUGGUUGUAUGUCCAGGCGGUGCAGGGGGAGCUAAAAACCUAGCAGAGUCUCAAGAAGUUGGAAAAAUUCUGCAAGAGCAAGAAAAAGGUGGACGUCUCAUAGCAGCUGUCUGUGCUGCUCCAAUCGCACUGGCAAGUCACAAAAUUGGGACAGGGAAGAAUGUUACAUCUCAUCCCAGUGUUAAGGACAAAUUAGGGGAUUAUAAAUACUCAGAAGAACGUGUUGUGCAAGAUGGAAAACUCAUCACAAGUCGCGGCCCAGGCACCUGCUUUGAAUUUGCUCUUAAAAUUGUUGAAAGCCUAGUGGGCGAGGAGAAGGCAAACUCACUGGUGGCCCCUAUGCUUGUAAAGAUGUGAACACUUACAUUAUAAAUGUAAACACACCUUUAUUAGAUAGAACAAAACUUUUCAUCAGAUCACUUGUUGAAAAAAAUGAUGUUGAUUCAAGUUAAUGUGCUUAUGAAGUGUUUACUCACAUAAAUAACAGUAACUGCAAGGUCAAUGUCAUUGGUGAUCCUAGCUUACAUCCUAACAAUUAGUCAUUUGCUAUAUGGUUGAUAGAUUUUAGGUGACAAGUGAAGAAAUUUUGCUGGUUGGACUUAAAAUGGCUGAGUAACUGAGUAUAACUGAAUAUUAAUGGCAUUGUUAAUAGGGCAUUUUUUCCAAUAUGCUGUUUGAAUGAAAAGGAAUCUCCAAUUAUGUACACUGAAAAACUGCUCACUGUAGUAUGGAUGGUUGAAGCAUUCAGACUUGUGCAAAUUUUAUGGUCUCCAGCCAUUUUUAGCUCACCUGAGUCAAACGCUCAUGGUGAGCUUUUGUGACUGCCCAAUGUCCGUUGUGCAUCGUGUGUCCGUCAACAUUUUAUAAAAAAAACCUUCUUCUUGAAAACCUCUAGGCAGAAUUACAGUAAAUUUCACGGGAAUGAUCCUUGGGCGGUCCUCUUUCAAAAUUAUUCAAAGAAUUUAAUUCCAUGCAGAACUCUUGUUGCCAUGGCAACCGAAAGGAAAAAGCUUUAAAAAUCUUCUUGUCCAAAACCGCAAGGCCUAGAUCCUGGAUAUUUGGCGUGCAACAUCAUCUUACCAUCCUCUAUCAAGAUUGUUCAGAUUGUGCCUCUGGGAUGAAAAAAGGCCCUGUCCCAGGGGUCUCAAGUUUUACAUUGACUUAUAUAGGAAAAACUUCUUGUCUAAAACCACAGGCCUUUGAUAUUUUGUAUGUAGCAUUGCCUUGUGGUCCUCUACCAAAAUUGUUCAAAUUAUGCCCCUUAGGUGAAAGGGGGGUCUCAAUUUUUACUUAGACGUAUAGGAAAAAAAAAUAAAAAUCUUCUUGCCUGAAACUGCAAGGCUUAGGAUUUUGAUAUUUAGUAUGUUGCCUUUCCUAGUGUUUCUCUACCAAAAUUGUUCAAAUUAUGUCCCUGGGGUGAAAAGAGGCCCUGCCCUGGGGGUACCAAGUUUAUGAUAGACUUAUAUAGGAAAGAAUUAAAGAUCUUCUUGUCUGAAAGUUCAAGGCCCAGACCUUUGAUAUAUUCAGUAUGUAGCAUUGGAUCUCUAACAAGUUUGUUCAAAUUAUGCACCUGGGACAAGAGGGUACCAAUAUUCUGAUACAGGAUUCUGUUUCGUAUAGUUUUGUUACUACUAGUUACAGCAAGGACAUUAAAGUAUAACAUGGCAUUUCAGAAGCAAUUCCAUUGUUAAACGAUUUAACUAUUUCAUCCACUCUUCAGCCAGAAUCAUUUCAAGUGAAGAUUAAUAUCAUCCAUUUUUAGCUCGACUAUUCGAAGAAUAAGUAGAGCUAUCCUACUCACCAUGACGUCGGUGUCGGCGUGGGCAUCGGCAUCACACCCUGGUUAAGUUUUUCGUACCAGUCCACUUUUUGACAAAGUCUUUUGAGAUAAAGCUUUGAAGCUUUCAACACUUGUUUACCAUCACUGUGUCCAGUUGUAGGCAAGAGUACAUAACUCUGUCAAGCAUUUUGACUGAAUUAUGGCCCCUUUUGACUUAGAAAUCUUGGUUAAGUUCUUUGUACCAGUUCCUAUUUUGACAAAGUCUUUUGAGAUAAAGCUUUGAAACUUUCAAUAAUUGUUUACCAUCACCAUAUCCAGUUAUAGGCAAGAGUAUGUAACUCCAUCUAGGUUUUUAGCUGAAUUAUAGCCCCUUUUUUACUUAGAAAUCUUAGUUAAGUUUUUCGUACCAGUCCACAUUUUGACAAAGUCUUUUGAGAUAAAGCUUUGAAACUUUCAACACUUGUUUACCAUCACUAUGUCCAGUUGUAGGCAAGAGUACAUAACUCUGUCAAGCAUUUUGACUGAAUUAUGGCCCCUUUUGACUUAGAAAUCUUGGUUAAGUUUUUCGUACCAGUUCAUAUUUUGACAAGGUCUUUUGAGAUAAAGCUUUGAAACUUUCAACACUUGUUUACCAUCACCAUGUCCAGUUAUAGGCAAGAGUAUGUAACUCUAUCUAGGAUUUUGGCUGAAUUAUAGCCCCUUUUUGACUUAGAAAUCUUGGUUAAGUUUUUCGUACCAGUCCACAUUUUGACAAAGUCUUUUGAGAUAAAGCUUUGAAACUUUCAACACUUGUUAACCAUUACCAUGUUCAGUUAUAGGCAAGAGUACAUAACUCCAUCAAGGAUUUUGACUGAGUUAUGGCCCCUUUUGACUGAAAUCUUGGUUAAAUUUUUUGUACCAGUUCAUAUUUUGUGUAGUGUUUGACAUAUGGCUUUGAAACUUUUAUAACUUGUUCAUUAAAAUAGUCUCUAUCAGUAGACAAGAGUACAUAACUCUGUCAUCAAGUUUGGCUGAAUUAUGGCCCUUUUUGGAUUUGGAAAUUGGUACAUGUCCACGUUUUGUCAAAAUUAUUUGACAUAUGGCUUUUAAGCUUUAAACAUUUGUUUAUCAUCGUGAUUUUCGUCUGUAGGCAAGAGUACAUAACUCUUGACAACUAUUUUGGCUGAAUUAUGGCCCUUUUUGAACUUUGAAAUUUGUUCAGGUUUUCUUACAAGUCUGCGUUUUCUCACAACUAAUUGAACUGUGGCUUUGAAACUUUUAACACUAGUUUAUCAACAUGAUUUCCAUAUGUAGGCGAGAGUACAUAACUCUGUCAACUUUUUUGACUGAAUUAUGGCCCUUUUUGGACUUAGAAAUUGGUUAAAUUUUUCAUACAAGUCCAUAUUUUGCCUAACAUAUAACAUAACAUUAUUUGCCAUCAUGGUCAGACAUUGCCAUUUAGUGCAAGACUUAUCAAAAUUCACAAGUACAGGAACAUUCGUGUUUAAUCUAUUAUUUCUUUAUUCUGAAAAUCUGUGGUAAUAUUUUGACCCCAUUCUUCAAUCAAUUUUUCGAAUAGUCGAGCGUGCUGUCAUCCGACAGCUCUUGUUAGCUCACCCGAGCAAGAAGUGCUCAAACGUGAGCUUUUUUGAUUGCCCUGUGUCCGUCAUCGUCCAUAGUCAACAAUUUGACUGUUAACACUCUAGACUAGAGGUCACAAUUUUGGCCCAAUCUUAAUGAAACUUGGUCAGAAUGUUACCCUCAAUAAAAUCUUGGACGAGUUUGAUUUUGGGUCAUCUGGGGUCAAAAACUAGGUCACCAGGUCAAAUCAAAGGAAAAGCUUGUUAACACUCUAGAGGUAACAAUUUUGGCCUGAUCCUAAUGAAACUUGGUCAGAAUGUUAACCUAAAUAAAAGCUUGGAUGAGUUUGAUAUUGGGUCAUCUGGGUUCAAAAACUAGGUCACCAGGUCAAAUGAAAAAGGAAAAGCUUGUUAACACUCUAGAGGUCACAAUAUUGGCCCAAUGUUAAUGAAACUUGGUCAGAAUGUUACCCUUAAUAAAGUCAUGGACGGAUUUGUUAUUGGGUCAUCUGGGGUCAAAAACUCGGUCACCAGGUCAAAUCAAAGGAAAAGCUUGUUAACACUGUAGAGGCCACAUUUUUGACUGUAUCUUCAUGAAACUGUGUCAGAAUGUUAAUCCUGAUGAUCUCAAGGUCCAGUUUGAAUCUGGGUCAUGUAGGAUCAAAAACUAGGUCGCCAGGUAAAUUCAAAGGAAAAGCUAGUUAACACUGUAGUGGCCACAUUUAUGACAUUAUCUUAAUGAAACAUGAUCAGAAUGUUAUUCUUGAUGAUCUAUAGGUCAAGUUCAAAUCUGGGUCAGGUGGGGUCAAAAACUAGGUCACUAGGUCAAAUCAAAGGAAAAGCUUGUUAACACUAGAGGCCACAUUUAUGACUUUAUCUUCAUGAAACUUAGUCAGAAUGUUAAUCUUGAUGAUCUUUAGGUCAAGUUCAAAUCUGGGUCUUGUCAGGUCAAAAACUAGGUCACCAGGUCAAAUCAAAGGAAAAGCUAGUUAACACUUUAGAGGCCACAUUUAUGACCAUAUCUUAAUGAAACUGGGUCAGAAUGCUAAUCUUGAUGAUCUGUAGGUCAAUAGGUCAGGUGAGCGAUACGGGGCCUUCAUGGCCCUCUUGUUUAUUAUCAGUAUAGCUUGCAUUAACUGAGAAAACAGCAGAUAUGACUGACAUAAUUGAGCCAUGCCAUGAGAAAACCAACAUGGUAUGUUUGCAACCAGCAUGGAUCCAGACCAGUCUGCACAUACGCGCAGUCUGAUCAGGAUCCAUGUUCGCUUUCAAAGCCUAUUGCAAUUAGAGAAACCGUUAGCGAACAGCAUGGAUCCUGACCAGACUGAACUGUGUUGGUUUUCUCAUGGCAAAGCUUGUUUCUAGAUGUUCAUUAUUCACUAUGGUUUUAUUACAUCUGUAUGUGAAGUGUGCCAGCAGAGAUUUAUUAUGAAUUCGAUGAUGCCAUAUGAUCAUGACCAUAUCUGUUUCUUUGUUUCUGAAGCAGUAUAAUUAUUUAGACUUCAUAUUAUGAAGUGUUAAAUCCAUGUAUACAGAUUAGAAAAAGUUUGGUGCAUUUUUAGCUCACCUGUCACAUAGUGACAAGGUGAGCUUUUGAUCACCCUUCGUCCGUCAUCUGUGCGUCCGUGCGAGCAUGGACAAUUUCUUGUCUGCACGAUAGAGGUUUCAUUUAUAAUUUUAUUUUAACCAAACUUGCACAUAACUUGUAUCACCAUAAAAUCUCGGUUCCUUUCUUGAACUUGCCAGAUCCCAUAAUAGGUUCCAGAGUUAUGGCCCCUGAAAGGACCAAAAUUAGCUUUUUUGACCUUGUCUGCACAAUAGCAGCUUCAUUUAUGAUUUGUUUUUACCAAACUUGCACACAACUUGUAUCACCAUAAGAUCUUGGUUCCUUUCUUGAACUAGCCAAAUUCCAUUAUGAGUUCGAGAGUUAUGGCCCCUGAAAGGGCCAGAAUUAGCUAUUUUAACCUUGUCUGCACAAUAGCAGCUUCAUUUAUGAUUUGAUUUUAACCAAACUUGCACACAACUUGUAUCACUACAAGAUCUUGGUUCCUUUCUUGAAGUGGCCAGAUUCCGUGAUAGGUUCCAGAGUUAUGCUAUUUUGGCUUUUGCAGCCAUAUAGAGACUUCAUUUAUGGUUUGAUUUGAUACAAACUUCCAGAAUAUCUUCAACAAUAAUAAAUCUUGGAUUCCAUGACGAAUCUGUCAGAUCCAAUCGUAGGUUCCAGAGUUAUUUUAUAUCUGAUUACCUCCCCUGAUUGUAAUCAAAAUGGAUUUAUAUCAGUAAGUACUUAUAGGACUUAUUUGAAAUUUCAUUAUUGUCAUUAGUUGGACUGAGACAAUCAGGGUAGAUAACUAUAGACAGAUUUUAUGUCAAAUUACCUCCCUUGUUUCAAAUAAUAAUGGGUGUAUCUCAGUAACCAAUGAAGGUACUGAUUUGAAAUGUCAUUUGUGCCAUCAUAUGGACUCAGACAAUCAGGGUAGAUAACUUUUGACUGAAUUUAUGACAAAUUACCUCCCUUUAUUUUAUGUAAACGAAUAUAUUUCAGCAGCAUCUAAUGAGAUUGGUUUUAAAUGUUAUGUAAGUCUUCCAGGGUAAGGAAUAGUCAUGUUAGUAAAAAAAUGCAGCAUUUGAGCCUAGGACCCUCAAACUUGGUAUGGAAAUUGGCCCUGACUAGGUCAAAAGCGACUGUUACAAGAAAAUGUUUAUCCUGAUGAUAUUUAAUGUAUAUGCCUAAGUUCUCUAUGUCAAAACUUGAUCAUAUCAUUUUGAGCAAUGGUACUCAGGUGAGCGAUACAGGGCCAUCAUGGCCCUCUUGUUGUUGCUUUUUUGUUUGCUUUUUUAUAUAAAAUAAAUCAGAAAUAAUAACAUU